CUCCCUGUUUUUUGCAGGGCCUCCCUCCUCUCUAUUUCUUUUUUUGUUCCUUUCUCCUCUUUUUUCCAUGGAUCAGACCCGUACAAUGGCCUAGAAUUAUCAAGGCCUUGGACAGACUUUUGCAAUUUUAGAGUUGAAAAAACUCUAUUUCCAACAAAAGCCAAGUAUCAUCUUCCUCUCUGAAACAAAGCGCACAGUGGCGGAGAUGAAUUCGAUCCACUCAGAUCUAGGGUUUGGUCAGUGCUUUGCUAUUGAUUGUGUAGGGAGGGGGAGCGGCCUGGCUCUGCUCUGGAUAGACGAUUUUACCUUGUCUAUUUCCUCUUUUUCCCAAUCUCAUAUAGAUGUUGAAAUUUUCAAUAUGGGUGGAGGUCAAUGGGGACUCACAGGGUUCUAUGGACGUCCGGAGGCCGCCCGAAGAAAGGAAUCAUGGACCCUGUUAAAAUCCCUCAAGGCUGCCUCUUCUCGACCAGGUGGGGAUCAAUGGCAACUCACAGGGUUCUAUCUAGGAUUUGCACUCGGGUUUGCCGUUGAUUGGGUCAACAUGAGGGGUGGAUUGGCUUUGAUUUGGACAAAUGUUUUUCGGCUGCACCAAUCCCCUGUUUUACAAUCCCCUAUAGCUAUUGCAAUUGUUGAUCCAGGUGGUUGUCAAUGGAGGUUGAUUGGGUUUUCUGGUCAAAAGCAAAGGAAAGGAUUGUUGUUGGUGAAGUCGGUAGUGUUCUACAAGGGGAGAAUGCCACUCCAAUCGCAAAAGGGGCUCUUGUUCCCUUAUUGAAUUUUGGCAACAAGGGCUUGCAGAGGAUUGGAAUAGUUAGGGUCAUGGUUGGGAGCCAAUGGCGAUGAGGGAGGUGCCUGGGUUUGUAUGGAGGACCAUGCCCCUCCUGUUGAUUUUUCCUCAAGAAUAGAUAAGGCGGAAACUU
Messenger RNA from Rubroshorea leprosula, 917 nucleotides. The record is from the annotation of a GenBank genome assembly. NCBI's taxonomy places the organism in Eukaryota, Viridiplantae, Streptophyta, Magnoliopsida, Malvales, Dipterocarpaceae.